AUGUACGAUCUUCAAGUGAGAAACAUGAGAGGUCAAGGGUAUGACGGUGCUAGUAAUAAGAGAGGCAUUUAUAAUGGAUUGCAAGCAUUGUUUCUUGAACAAUGUAUUUAUGCAUACUAUGUCCACUGUUAUGCUCACUGCUUGCAAUUGACAUUGAACGCUACAGCUCAAGGGGUGCAGGAGAUUUGGCAAUUCUUUAUAACCUUGGGUUUAAUUGUGAAUUUUGUUGAUGCUUCUACUAAGCGGCAUUCUGCAUUGAGAGCCGUAAGAAAGGAGGAACUUUGGGGGAACUUCAAAUUUGGUAGCUUGUGGGGAACUUCAAACAGUUCGACAAAACAGACUCUUAAUGAUAUGAUGGAUAAAGGAGUUGAAGGACAAGCUGAAGCUAUUCUCAAGGUUUUGAGUUUGAGUGAGUUGAAUAGAAGAUACUCAGAGCAAGCUUCAGAACUCCUUACACUUAGUUCAUCUUUGGAUCCUCGUGAUGACUUCAAGUACUUCAAAAUUGAAGAUGUUUGCAAUCUUGCUAAGAGGUUUUAUCUUGAAGAUUUUGAUGAUGGUGAAAUGUGUACUCUAGAAUUAGAGUGUGCAUAUUAUAAGAAGGAUAUGCGAAGUGAUCUAAGUUCAAGAAAUUGGAAUCCAUUGCCGAGUUGUGCCACAUCUUGGUUCAAACAAGGAAGUCAGAAUUUUAUCACAUGA
This is a messenger RNA of Argentina anserina (silverweed cinquefoil), 696 nucleotides long. RefSeq lists its product as uncharacterized. NCBI's taxonomy places the organism in Eukaryota, Viridiplantae, Streptophyta, Magnoliopsida, Rosales, Rosaceae. The record is from RefSeq and is a predicted model, not a curated record. The transcript is spliced from 3 exons. Bases 1 to 696 code for a protein of 231 amino acids.